AUGUGCCUAUCUCCGAAGUCACUUUGUGCUCAGGGCCCCUGCCCCGUCAACGCUAGCCUUAAAUCCCCAGGCUCUUUUACACCGUCACGUUUUCGCAUAUACUUGAACUUCACGCGCCUGCUGCUUCGCAUUGAAGCUAAGGAGAUCGUUCCUCGCUCUUUUCCUUUCUUCCCUCCAUCCUUUCUGCAGCGGCACCCACCUUUCUUUCUCGCCUCGUCAACGCCAUCAUCACUUCGAGUUCUUUCAUUAAAAUCCCUACUUCCACUCUCACUCCUGACCUCCCACCAUAUUACAAACUACAACGGAUCCCUGCCUCAACCGCGCUACGGACUCCUUCUUUUGGGUGGGUUUCUUCUCUUUCCUUUCUUUUUAUCUUCUUCCUUUUUUGUCCUUUUUCAUCUAAAUUCUAACGACUUCCAUUCUUUCUCAACUAUCUACUCCCUGAUUCUCUCUCGUAUUGCUUUCUUAUUUUUCUCUUUCUUUCUUUCAAAACUUAUUGUUUACUUACAUUCUUUUUAUAAUAAAAAUUUUAUUAUUCUUGCUAUCUUUAUCUUUUGUACCUACUUUUAUUUUUUUCCUAUUCUUACUUUUUUUUUUGUUUUAUCAACUCUUCCUUUCCGUCUUGCUCUCUCUCUCACUACUCAAACAGUUUAUUAUUUCUUUUUCUCUAUCUAUUCCGAUGUUUUCCUUUUCUCAUAUUUUGUUUUCUGUUCUUUCUGCUUAGUUUAUCUUUCUUCUUUGCCUCUUCUUCACUUACUUUUUUUAAUUCUUUCUCUACUUCCUUUUUCUUUUUUCGUCUCUUUUUAUUCCAACCUCACCCUUUAA
Messenger RNA from Acanthosepion pharaonis, 825 nucleotides. The record is from the annotation of a GenBank genome assembly. NCBI's taxonomy places the organism in Eukaryota, Metazoa, Mollusca, Cephalopoda, Sepiida, Sepiidae.